AUCCUCAUCUCGUCUUCAGAUCGCGACUACAAUUCCCAUAAUGCCGCGGUGGCUUUCCGUUCGACGCUUUCAGUGUUUGCUAAUGUUUCGAGUGUGGUAACCGGUAAUUAUGGAGGUGACAGCAGCCCGCCGCUCGUUUCUGUGCGACAUCGGCUUCUGGGCAGACCGCACUGCUCUGCACGAAGCAGCAUCCCACGGCAGGACUUUGCAGUUGAAGCAGCUGAUAGAAAACGGAGCGUCUGUCAACAUGGUGACUGUGGAUAACAUCACUCCUCUACAUGAAGCCUGCAUCCAGGCUCAUCCACACUGUGCUCGCCUGCUGCUGGAGGCAGGAGCCCAGGUGGAUGUACGCACCAUCCAUGGUAGCACGCCUCUUUGUAAUGCUUGUGCUGCUGGCAGCCUGGAAUGUGCCAAGCUGUUGUUGGACUACGGAGCCAAGGUGAACCCGUCCCUCACAGCUCUCACUGCCUCACCGCUCCAUGAGGCCUGCAUACAAGGUAAUCCCCAAGUUGUGAGACUGCUGAUAGCCAGCGGUGCCAAGCUGGAGGCAUUUGACGUCCACUUUGGUCCUCCCCUUCACAUAGCAUGUGCUAAAGAACAUCUGAAUUGUGUCAAGGAGCUGCUAACUGCAGGUGCUAAUGUGAAUUCAGUGAAGUUCCAUGAAAUAGCGUUGCAUCACGCAGCUCGGGUCGGUAUGGUGGAAAUGAUUGAGCUGCUGGUGGAGUUUGGAGCCAAUGUGUACGCCAGCGACAGCCUGGGAAGAAAGCCUAUAGACUACACAACACCUGCAUCUCCCUCGUACACCUGCCUCAGGUUUUAUGAAAGUAAUCCUUUGAGCCUGCAGCAGCUUUGCAGGAUUGCUGUGAGGAGGAUGCUGGGUACCAGAGCAUCAGAGGUCCUGAGUCAGCUGAAUAUAUCCCACCGCAUCAACAGCUACCUCCAGUACUGUGAUCAUCCCAUAUCCCUACAGACUUACACAUGAACAUUUAGUAUACAAGGUUUAAAAUGUCCCCCUGAAAAAUGUUUGCCAUUCAGAUGAAACACAUGUAACCAGGAUGAAAAUCUCUGUACGGAGUCAGUUCAACACUGUAUGUCAAAUUAAACCAAUUCAUUGCUGAAUGAGAACAAGUAUAUUCUAUAUA
Molecule: messenger RNA, 1142 nt
Organism: Pelmatolapia mariae (spotted tilapia)
Lineage: Eukaryota; Metazoa; Chordata; Actinopteri; Cichliformes; Cichlidae
Gene: asb13a.1
Product: ankyrin repeat and SOCS box containing 13a, tandem duplicate 1
Exons: 6
Coding region: 110-982 (290 amino acids)
Biological process (GO): intracellular signal transduction; positive regulation of protein catabolic process; protein ubiquitination
Molecular function (GO): protein binding
Source: RefSeq, a predicted model, not a curated record